GUCCGCACGUGUAUGUCCGCGGGUGCUCGUCGAGUCGUACUUUCUGCGAUAAUUCGCACGACAGCCCUUCCAUCGUAAAGUUCUAACCUCCCUGGUGGUGUAGAGCGACCGUUAGCCGGGCCCGAGAUGGGGCUCUAGCGGCGGUUCUCUUACCGACCCCGAGCGCGGUACCUGCCUUGCCGACACCUGUCACGAGACUCCUCGCGUGGUCCAAGAGAGAGAGAGAGGGACGCGGGCAAGAGGGUGGGAGACGCACCGGGAGAUUCGAGAACGCUCUCAAAAGCCGCGACUCGAGUGACGACUCGCCGCCGUCAUGUCUACAGAACCGGGAAGCUUCAGCUCCAACGGCAGCAUGAUCGUCGUCAGCAACAGGUUGCCGUUCGUUCUCAAGAGGAACGAGGCGACCGGGAGGCUGGAGCGAAAGGCCAGCGCCGGUGGACUUGUUACCGCUGUUGCACCUGUUGUUAUCAGCGGCAAUGGGGUCUGGGUUGGAUGGCCCGGGAUGCACAUGGAGAACCCCAACGAGCCGAUCCCUGAAUCCGACCCCAACGACCGAACACCUACUGCUGGUCUUCUUUCAAGUAAGGUGGUCGCGGUCCACGUGGAGCCGAGCAUCUUCGACUCCUACUACAAUGGAUGCUGCAAUGGGACCUUUUGGCCUCUCUUCCACUCGAUGCCUGACAGGGCCACGUUUAUUGCCGAGCAUUGGCGAGCCUAUACAGCGGUCAAUGAGGAAUUUGCGGCGAAAACGGUCGGCGCGCUGGAGCAUAUCAGCAAGGAUCAAGAAGGUCAAACGAAUGGGACCCCCCUGGUGUGGAUCCAUGACUAUCAUCUGAUGCUGGCCGCUAACUGGAUCAGGCAAGCUGCAGAGGAGAAGAAUCUGAAACUGAAGCUGGGCUUCUUCCUGCACAUUCCAUUCCCGCCGUGGGACAUCUUCAGGCUCUUCCCCUGGGCGGAUGAGAUCCUCCAAGGGAUGCUGGGUUGCGACAUGGUCGGCUUCCACAUUCAGGACUACUGUCUGAACUUCGUCGACUGCUGUCAAAGGUGUCUGGGUUGCAGGGUGGAUCGGAAGAACCUUUUGGUCGAGCACGGCGGGCGCACGGUACGCGUGAGACCACUUCCAAUUGGAAUUCCGUUUGAUAGGUUCGUCGCGCUGGCCGAGACUGCCACGAGAGUAAUGCUGACCAAUCAGAAGAUCGUCUUGGGGGUCGAUCGCCUCGACUACACCAAAGGUCUCGUACAUAGACUGAAGGCAUUCGAGAUGCUCCUCGAGAAACAUCCCGAACACCGAGAACAGGUCACCAUGCUCCAGAUAGCCGUGCCAUCUAGAACCGACGUGCGCGAGUACCAGGAUCUGAAGCUGGAGAUAGACCAGCUGAUCGGCUGCAUAAAUGGCCGCUUCACAACCCCCAACUGGUCGCCGAUUCGCUACAUCUACGGAUGCGUCAGUCAAGAUGAACUUGCAGCCUUCUACAGAGAUGCUGCGGUAGCCCUGGUCACCCCUCUGAGAGACGGGAUGAACCUCGUCGCCAAGGAGUUCGUCGGUUGCCAGAUAAACACUCCACCAGGUGUAUUGAUAGUCUCGCCGUUUGCCGGCGCGGGUGAGAUGAUGCACGAGGCGUUGAUCUGUAAUCCAUACGAGAUCGAUGAGGCUGCUGAAGUCAUUCAUAGGGCCUUGACCAUGCCCGAGGAUGAGCGCACCCUGAGGAUGAACCACCUCCGUCGUCGCGAGAGGAUCUACAACGUCAAUUACUGGAUGAAGUCCUUCCUCCAGGUCAUGGGGUCGCUGGAGGAGCGGGACUCCGUCGGCGCCACCACCAUGCAGCCCGUUACCAUGGACGACUUUGACGAUUAUUUGAGCAAGUCCCCUAGGUAUAUCGGCGAUAACCACAAGUUGGCCCUACUGCUGGACUACGACGGCACCCUCGCCCCGAUCGCCACGCAUCCCGAUCUGGCUAUCCUGCCACAGGAGACCAAGAACGUUCUCCAGAGACUGUCCAACAUGUCGGACGUGUACAUAGCGAUCAUCUCCGGGAGGAAUGUCAAUAACGUUAAGUCGAUGGUCGGUAUAGACGGUAUCACGUAUGCAGGAAAUCAUGGACUCGAGAUCCUGCACCCGGAUGGGAGCAAAUUCGUUCACCCCAUGCCGGGGGAAUUCGAGGACAAGGUCGCCGGUCUGAUGCAGGCUCUUCAAGAUCAGCUCUGCAAGGACGGUGCCUGGGUGGAGAACAAGGGUGCUUUGCUGACCUUCCAUUAUCGCGAGACGCCGAUGGAACGUCGUCCUCAAAUGGUCGAGACGGCGAAAAAGCUGAUCGAAUCCGCCGGCUUCAAGGCCUGCACCGCGCAUUGCGCCAUAGAAGCGAAGCCUCCGGUCGAGUGGAACAAAGGUCGAGCUUCCAUCUACAUCCUGCGAACCGCCUUUGGGCUGGACUGGAGCGAGAGGAUCAGGAUCAUCUACGUCGGCGACGACGUAACGGACGAGGACGCUAUGAAGGCCCUAAAAGGCAUGGCCGCGACCUUCCGCGUGGCGUCCUCCCACAUUAUCCGGACCUCCGCCGAGAGACGGCUUCCCAGCACCGACUCCGUCUUGACGAUGCUGAAGUGGGUCGAGCGGCAUCUCAGCAGACGCAAGCCUCGCAAUAACGUCGACAUCCCGACGAGGUUCCGGCGCAGCAGCGCCGGCAUCACCAUGGAAAUGUCCUUCACCCAGACGGCGAAGGAGCCCCUGGUGUCGUAGACCAUCGCGCGACUCCUUUCGGAGCACUCUGCCACUCGAUGUAUACCCUAGGAAUAUUUUCGAUGUAUUUCUGAUACUUUUAGAGUAAGCUCGUCAGCGAGGAGGUCGACAGCACGAGGGAGACCAUCGCGGGAGAGGUAGUUGAACGACAUCGAGGCCUGUGUGUGUGUGUUUCUAGACGUACGCCGUAUGUAGAUGUUAAAAGAGACUGUCGAACCGGGAACCCGAGGAGACCGGACGUGGUCCCAUCAUCUCGAUGAUCUUCAAGUACUUACACGACCGCAGGGCAGAUACCACAGCGUCCGGUCAGAGGGACCACGUCGGCUCCUCUACCCCUCUCGGUUUCUAUUGACGUAUUCCGUUAAUUGUUAACGCGACGACCGGCUAUAGAUCUGGGCCUGGGACCGAGGUCAUCGCGUCCUUAUCCUAUGUAGAGACUUAAGUUAAUUCCCCGAUGCGGAGGCAGAUUGUUUUAGCGGUAGGAUAGCCAUGUAAGCCCAGCGUCUAGGUGCAGGCUCCUAGGGCUCAGCCCGUUGCAGCGCUCCUGACGCGUCUAGGCCCCUCGCUAGUUGUCGCUUUCCAGAGUCUGGGGCUUUCGAUCUCGGCCGAUCGUCGCCCGUCGAUGCACCUUAUCCAAAGUCGUAGCGCGUAGGCACGUAGUUUUACAUAUUUACAUAUAUACAUGUUUACAUAUUCGCGUCACCGAGGUGGUCGUGGCGAACGAGCUGGGACGGAGGGUUCCUGGCGCGGUGACGGUGUCGCCAAGAUUUGUCGGGUAUGGAAUACUGGAGAAAAAAAAAAAACGUAAAUUAUCAACGGCACGUUUUAGCAGAUCUCGUUACAAAGGUUCGUCGGUUGUGCACGGUUCUCUCCAUUGUUUGUAAUAUCCUCGAUGUUCACCCCGUAUCAGCGAUUCGUUAUGGAGAUACGAAAGUUGCGAAUUAUUUUUCUGUAAUCACUGAUCAGACCUCUAGUGGGGGCACAUUCUGCUCAUCGCUGAAGGUGGUGCGAGAUCCUUUUAGAGAUAUAUAUACAUAUAUAUACAUAUAUAUUUUUUUGAAUAGGUCAGCGAAAGACUUCGAUAGCUUUUACAUAUUUCUAAAUUAUGAAUACAGCGGGGAAAGGCUAGAAAUCCGACCUUUUCCAACGCGUGUCGCUUUCCAGAGUAGGACAUUUCGAACGAAAGUAACAAUGUCGGGCAAGAGAAAGGGUUCGGUGUGCACCAAGAGAGAGAGAGAUAGCAUCUUUUUUUUUUUAAUCAAGUCCAGAAAGUCCUAAAGUGAGCCUAGGGGACCUCUCGUUUCCCCCCAUUUCGACGAAACGGACAAACCUGGACGCGUUCCUCCGACUACCUCUCAUAGUCAAUUAUUUUUACACUAUGCUGAAUUUGUAUUGAGUUAAGUAAUAAAGUAAUAAAAAGGAGUUGUUAUUUAACGCAAGCAAAGGCUCGUCGAGAUGUCUGCCCCUCGUUGGCAGCGCGUCUUUUUACAUCGCGGUGUGAAAAAGAGGCCCUCUAGGUUCGAGAUAAGAUAAAAAUAUCGACGUUUUUAAAUAUUCUACCCUGGAAAUUGUUCAUUCUUUUACACCGAUCGCACUUCUUUCGAAAUCUCACGAGAUAGCGAGAUGUGCAUUUUCGUACAGAGCUUUUUGCGAAAUCGCGAAGCGUCCUGGAGGAGAAAGAGAAGUCGGCAGGCUGAAUGUCGGUUACAAGGAUCUACGCAUAUGCAUAUAUAUAUUUUUUUAACAAAACCCUAA
Molecule: messenger RNA, 4492 nt
Organism: Orussus abietinus
Lineage: Eukaryota; Metazoa; Arthropoda; Insecta; Hymenoptera; Orussidae
Gene: Tps1
Product: alpha,alpha-trehalose-phosphate synthase [UDP-forming]
Exons: 11
Coding region: 314-2737 (807 amino acids)
Biological process (GO): trehalose biosynthetic process
Cellular component (GO): alpha,alpha-trehalose-phosphate synthase complex (UDP-forming); cytosol
Molecular function (GO): catalytic activity
Source: RefSeq, a predicted model, not a curated record